Mesorhabditis belari is the source of this 1365-nucleotide messenger RNA. The record is from the annotation of a GenBank genome assembly. NCBI's taxonomy places the organism in Eukaryota, Metazoa, Nematoda, Chromadorea, Rhabditida, Rhabditidae.
AUGAGAGCUCUCAAUUUUUUCAUAUUUGUUAGCUUUUUCUAUUCAACUUCCUCGUUUUCAUGUCCAAAUGGGUACAUUCAAAUACCAAAUGAACACAAAUGCGUUUAUGCACAAAAUAACUCUCAAUAUUAUCCACGAGCUGUUCGAGAGUGUAAUAAACUUGGUGGUGAUGUGGUGAAAAUCGAGAACAUUUUCGAGAAUUCGAUACUUUUCGGAUUACUGGGAGAAUAUUUUAACGAAGCUGCCGCAUACAUUGGCGUUGAAAAGUUACCGAACGGAACGUGGGUUUAUUCGGACGGAGCACGGCUCACUUACACAAAUUGGGCUCCAGGGCAACCAACGAGCACGAUCAAUGCGACAAUUUGUGCAAUAAUUGACCCUCAAACGGCUCAAUGGAGAGCAGCUGAAUGCUCAAUUGCGAGACCAUUCUAUUGUCAAAUUGAUGGAAAUCAGGCCGAAUGCGAUCCGGGAUGGGUUUAUUUUGAUAAAACUGACAGCUGUUACUAUUUACAUAAUUUCACUUUACAAGAUGGUUUCCAUUGGCAACUUUAUUCGUGGGACGAUGCAGAAGGGAAUUGCCGUCAAAUGAACAGUCAUCUUAUAUCGAUUCACACAACAGAUGAAGAUGAAUUCGUUUAUGAUCUUGUUCACACAACUUUUCCCGCCGAUCCAAACCCCGAUCCGGCUCCAACCGAUCAAAAUUUUGAAAAAAUUCGAAUUAUUGAAACGAUUCAAGUCACAUUGCCGAUGGGAUCGAUUCCGAGAAUUGCGGCUCGUCUGAAUUCGAAAACUGAAGACACUUUUCGAUUGAUUUUGGUGAAAAACACUCUGCGUGAUGAAGAGGAGCAAAUUUUGGAGAAAAAUCUAAACGAGAAGUUUCAAAGUUGUAAAUCGAUUCAGUUAAACAUUCCGAUUCGGCCAUAUUUGACUCAAUUGUCGAAUGACAAUCUGGAAUUGUUGGUGGAAUAUUGCGAGAAAUGGGAUCAUUUCACGGCAUCCAUCGAACCACUGUUGAAAUUUGGGAUUUCCGACAGAAUUGGAGUGGCUUUUUGCCUGAAAGAGGGGCCGUCAAGGUGGAAUUCUGGGUUUGCAGCGGUGCAGAAUUUUUUGUCGGAAAAACAUGAAAUGAAUGCAUUUCACGAGCACUCGAUUGAGGCUAUGGAGUUGUUGCUGAAGUUCUUCGAGGGGACUGUGAAGAAUCGCCUUUUGCUGGGGAAAGCGGUGCGACGGUUGGAAUCAAAGGCUUGUUUCAGAAAAACCCUUCUCGGUCGCCGUGGUGAACUGUUUGUGAUGGCCUCCGUUCUUGACACCAAUCAACUUUUCGUACUUUUGAGAUGCAAUCGAGAGAAUAUUAUUGAUCAACCA